AUGUUGGGUGGAAAUCGAUUUGUAGCCCAAUUGGCUCUUCGCCAACUUCGCUCUCGUGGAAUCGUUAUCUCGAGAAAUCGUUUCGCUUGGGGAAGUGAUGCGGUUGGACCGAAUGUUCCUGUUGGAGGAAGAAUGGGAGCAUCGGAAAAUCCCGAAUUGCACACUUAUGAUGGAGAUUAUCGUGGUACAAUUUCAAAGGGAGAUAAACCAAUUCCAGAGUGAGUGAUUUUCAUUUUUUGUUAAGGCUUCGUGGGUGGUCUUUGCUCAAAAAAUAGCUGUCUAAACACUUUCAAACUUAUCGUAAUUCUAAAAUAUUUUCAGUUAUUUCUACCGUACUCCAACUACUGGCCGUACUUACAUUGAUCGAGUUCUCUCAUACUUCAUUUCGGCUGUUAUUUGGGCUUGGUUUUCUUAUCACAUGUACUACCACUCUGGACAUAUUCUUGUAAGUUUUCCCCCGAAAAAAUAUUUCUGAUUUAAUUUAUCCCACUAAUUUUCCAGGGUCAUUGGUACAUGCCAUAUUUGUCUGAAUUCACCGACGAGGAACUCGGAAUUCCUCCAGCAUCGGCUCCGGAUCCGGAAUAUUGGGGAAACCACAAGAAGCAAUAUGGAACCUAUCGAUAA
Messenger RNA from Caenorhabditis angaria, 624 nucleotides. The record is from the annotation of a GenBank genome assembly. NCBI's taxonomy places the organism in Eukaryota, Metazoa, Nematoda, Chromadorea, Rhabditida, Rhabditidae.